UUCAAUUCCAUCUGCGGUCCAAUUCUUUUGGUCCCAAACUGUCAUCGGCCUUCCUCUAAACUGCUAUGCCAUGGCUUCUCUGAUGAAUACUCUGUGAAGCUGGUUAAAAACCGUUAUAAAAAAUUCAACUAAAUGGUUGGGCCGUCCCAAAAAUUCCGAGGAGAUGAGCUGGGGCCCGGGGGACACAUCAUGGCAGGGAUGAGAUUUGCUUGAAGUGAUGAAUUUUAUUUUUCUUAAAAUUCGUAAAGCUGUGAUGUCACAUCAGGAAAGGUGGCAUUUGGCAUAGCUGGAAAUAUUCAAAUUAAGUCCCGAGAAACGUAGCUGCUGUUGCAGGGUCUACAUCUUUUCAGUUGCCCAAAUUCCAGAGGUGAAGUGUCGAACACAUUACAAGAGAGAAAUUGACAUAACAGCUGGAACAUACAUGAUCUCUUGCACCUUAUGUUGCCUUCCCAACUAACGCAUCAUUUUAUUUCAACCUAUUAUCAUCAUUUUCUGCAAUUAUUUGCAUAUUUCCUCAAUUUCCAUUGUUAACUAUUUGUAUCUCAAAGCUUUCCUUGGCAAAGAUAGUUUGAAUACCAGUAGCGUUGGAGAAGUUCUGGAGAUUGGCUCAAGUAUAACGCCAGACAAGUAUGGCAGAUGAUGGAAAAGCGAUUGCUGUUAUCAUGGUGGGAGGACCAACAAAAGGAACACGUUUUCGGCCUCUGUCACUUAAUAUAGCAAAACCUUUAUUCCCUCUAGCUGGAUUUCCAAUGGUUCAUCAUCCUAUUCUUUCUUGCAAGAAGAUUCCAAAUUUGGCUCACAUUUACCUUAUUGGAUUUUAUGAUGAGCGUCUAUUUACUCUCUACCUAUCCAAUGUUUCAAGUGAACUGAAAAUUCCUGUAAGAUACCUUUGUGAGGAUAAACCCCAUGGUUCAGCUGGCGCAUUGUUUAAAUUCCGCGAUCUUUUAAUGGAGGACAGUCCAAAAGAGAUUUUUGUAAUGCACUGUGAUAUUUGCUGCAGUUUUCCACUGGGAGAAAUGCAAAUGGCACAUCGUACAUAUGGAGGGAUUGGAACAAUUCUUGUCAAAAAGGUUUCAACUGAAGCUACAGGCGAGUUUGGUGAAUUAGUUGCAGACACAGAGACCAAGGAAUUGCUACAUUUUGCUGAAAAGCCAGAAACUCAUGUCAGUGAUUACAUCAACUGCGGAGUUUAUAUUUUUACUCCGGAUAUAUUUCAUACAAUGCAGAAUCUGACACCUACUCCUAAACAACGAGGAUAUUUCCGGCGUCUAUCCAGCUUUGAAUCCCUGGAGUUUUCAUCACAGUCAGUUCAAAAGGAGUUUAUCAGAUUGGAUGAAGAUCUUUUCACCCCAUUGGUGGGAAAGAAAAAGAUAUACACAUAUGAGACCUUAGAUGUUUGGGAGCAAAUAAAGACUCCAAGGAUGUCACUGAAGUGCUCUUCUCUGUACCUAAAACAAUAUCGCUUGAACACACCUGAACUCUUGUCUAAUGGUGAUGCCUCUGUAACUGCAAAUAUUAUUGGUGAUGUUUAUGUUCAUCCUUCCUCAAAGAUUCAUCCAACUGCUAAGAUAGGACCAAAUGUCUCAAUCUCCGCAAAUGCUAGAAUUGGUCCCGGAGUUAGGUUGAGUGAGUGCAUCAUUCUUGAUGAUGUUGAAGUUCAGGACAAUGCUAUUGUAAUGCAUGCAAUAAUUGGUUGGAAGUCAUCUAUCGGCAAAUGGGCAAGAGUUCAGGGUCAAGGAAAAAAUGGAGCUAAGAAUGGUAUUUCAAUUCUAGGUGAAGGUGUUGUUGUUGAAGACGAAGUUGUAGUCCUAAGUAGCACAGUUCUUCCUCACAAAUCUCUGAAUCGGAGUGUCCAAGGGGAAAUUAUUUUAUGAUGCAGCACACUCAUCAUUCUACAUACAGUGCUCUAUAUUUAUCGUUAAAACAGUUUCUCAUAAAAAGAUAAUAAGUGAUGCCUCACUGAUCAAAAAGAUCUGCUGUGCACAUCAAAAAUCUUGGAGUCCCUUUUUAUGAUGAUGCGAUGAUCAGUGAUUAUCAUGUUCUCUAUGCCCCGAUUGACAAAGUGUAGUAUUUUGUUAUGCUUAGUCAGAUGUAUAUGCAACUUCCAAAAUUUAUAAUGUUGGUUCAGAUUUCUAUGA
Molecule: messenger RNA, 2138 nt
Organism: Cryptomeria japonica (Japanese cedar)
Lineage: Eukaryota; Viridiplantae; Streptophyta; Pinopsida; Cupressales; Cupressaceae
Exons: 16
Coding region: 630-1874 (414 amino acids)
Biological process (GO): biosynthetic process
Cellular component (GO): cytoplasm
Source: RefSeq, a predicted model, not a curated record